GGUUCAACAGCCUGAUACUUAAGUAUCUCAGCUCUCUGUCUCAAUGUUUUCACUCGUUCUCGGUUCUCGCACACUCAUUAACAUUUAGCGUACAACCAUGGCCAGGUUGAGCGGUAGCUUUCAGAAGCUACAUACCAAGCUAAGCGGGUGGAGGAGAUUAGCCAUCUUGAACAUCGGUGCUAUGGUUCUUUUGACGCUAUUACUAUGCGGUUUCACCGUUGCUUCGAUUCUCAAGACAGACCUAUCAGAGAUAGCCAACGAGGGUUACAAUUACGACGAAGCCAGUCGAGGGGAUGCGGUGCGCAACACCUUUCUGUUCCAUUCCUCGCUCUGCACCGAACCUACGGCGCGGAAUGUCAAUACAGUUCUCCAUUUAAUCGUUAACGCCGUGUCCAGCGCAGUCCUGGCGUCGUCCAAUUUCUUCUCGCAGGUACUCAGCUCGCCAUCACGUGCAGAAGUGGAUGUGUCGCACGCGCGAGGAAGAUCACUCGACGUUGGAGUAAUAUCAUGGCGGAACGCACUGGGUUUGUCUCCCUUCAAGACGGUGGCUUGGGUCGCACUCUUGGUCACGUCACUGCCUCUGCAUUUGCUCUUUAAUAGUGCCAUACUGCAAUCGGCCGAUUCUGAGGGCUCCCAUGCGCAAGACGGUGGCAACUGUUAUGUGGGCGUCUCGAACCCGCUUCUCUUGACCGUUACGCUAGCUUGUCUAGUGAAAGUAAUCAUCUGCGUUAUGAUAGUGUGGGUCUUAGGCCCCCAGGAGUCCUUAGUCACGCCUGGAGACGCUGUGGCGUCGUUCAUCUCCGUCCCAGACUCGUAUACCGCCGACAGACUGGAGUUGCUUGUAAAACAUCCGAAGCAUAAGGCCGAUAGUGGUAGCCCAAUACUGUGGCGGUAUACUCCUCUAAGACGAUCAUCCUGCAUUUCGCGCUGGACAUGGACAUACACAUACGCCUUUUUCGUUGCCUGCAUCCUGGUCGCAGCUGGCGUUCUAGGGAAGGAAUAUCAAAUGAUAAAGAAUGACGAGAUGGACCAGCAAUCCCUUCGCGAUUCUAGCUCUCCCCUCACGAUCAUACCACCCAACUCCUCCGUCCCCUUUAUCACCACGGUGCUCCUGGCCAAUAUUCCACAGCUAUUACUCUCAGUCUGGUAUUUUGCGUACAACGCCAUCUUGACUCGGUUACAACUCAGCCAGGAAUGGGCUCUGUACUCCACGUCAUCCCGGCCUCUUCGUGUCUCUCAGCCCAGAGGCCAACAAGUUGGAACUUAUAGGCUCCAGCUCCCGUAUAAAUACAGUAUCCUUCUUAUAAUCCUCAGUGCAGUUCUGCACUUCCUGCUUUCUGAGAGCUCGUUCGUGGUCCUCUUUACAGAUGGUAUGUACCUAGACAAAGAUGCAAUAUAUAGGUUCAACACAAAGGCACUAACAUUAGAUAUCAGACGAUGGGACUGUAGGACUGGACGGUUCGAAGGACUACCAAACCCUGCCAUAUGACCUGUAUGUCGUCUGGGGUCUAUCUCCAACAUACUUGGCCGGACUGCUAGCCCUGGCCAUCGCCGCCAUUCAGAUUCCCUGGCUUCUGGGUUUAUUACGAAUGCCCGGGCACAUGCCGCCCGUUGGAUCAGACUCACGGGCCAUAGCAGCUGCUUGCCAUGUCU
Alternaria alternata is the source of this 1653-nucleotide messenger RNA. RefSeq lists its product as hypothetical. NCBI's taxonomy places the organism in Eukaryota, Fungi, Ascomycota, Dothideomycetes, Pleosporales, Pleosporaceae. The record is from RefSeq and is a predicted model, not a curated record. The transcript has 3 exons. The coding region runs from base 98 to 1489 and encodes 463 amino acids.